This is a messenger RNA of Erinaceus europaeus (western European hedgehog), 1232 nucleotides long. RefSeq names its product gap junction protein delta 4 (gene GJD4). Gene Ontology annotation, cellular component: connexin complex. The transcript is spliced from 2 exons. The coding region runs from base 324 to 1232 and encodes 302 amino acids. NCBI's taxonomy places the organism in Eukaryota, Metazoa, Chordata, Mammalia, Eulipotyphla, Erinaceidae. The record is from RefSeq and is a predicted model, not a curated record. Gene Ontology annotation, biological process: cell communication.
UUAGCAAGACUGUUCUAUCUUGAGUUAUGCACGGUGGCUUCUCCUAAGUCCUUUAGCAUCUGGUCCUCCUAGUGGAGGAGACACUUGAGUACUGCCAGGGGCCUGGAAUGUCCCCAAGAGGGUAAGAAUAGCCACAGUGAGUGAUGACUCUUCAGCCUUCUGGCCUCUGCAGCUGUCAGGAUCGCUCUGCCUCAAGGCAGGCUCAGAAAACCUGACUUCCUGCUAUUGGGCUCAGUGGGGCUCUCCAGCUCUCGCCUUGAAGUGUCCUGCAGAGACAUCUCUUCCUGCAGAGGCUUCCGGCCCCAGCCUGACUCUCUGGAGGCAUGGACAUGCUGGGGUUCCUCCUUGUCACCGUAAGCUGUAAUGUAACCAUCCUGGGCAAGAUCUGGCUGCUGGUGAGCGUGCUGCUGCGGCCGGCGGCGGUGGUGCUGGCGGGGUGGCCCGUCUACCAGGACGAGCAGGAGCGCUUCGUGUGCAACACCCUGCAGCCGGGCUGCGCCAACGUCUGCUACGACGCCUUCGCGCCCGUGUCGCCGCUGCGCUUCUGGCUGCUGCACAGCCUCCUGGUGCUGCUGCCGCCCGCCGUCUUCCUGCUCUGGGUGCUGCACCGCGCCGCCCGCCUCUGCGCCUGCGCGGCGGGGCCGGCCCGCCUCGGAGGCGUGGUCGAAGGCGGGGCCGGGGACAGGGGCGGGGCCCGGGUCCCGGCCGUGCCCGACUUCUCGCGAGGCUACGCGGCCCAGCUGUGCGCACGCAGCCUGGCGGAGGCGGGGCUGGGCGCGUGGCAGUACGUGCACGUGGGGCUGGCGGUGCCGGCGCGCGUGGCCUGCAGCCGCGCCCCCUGCUCGGGCGCCGUGGACUGCUUCGUGUCGCGGCCCACCGAGAAGGCGCUGCUGGCGCUCGGCCUCUGGGCGAUCAGCGCGCUGUCGCUGCUGCUCAGCCUGGCCGACCUGCUGUGCAGCCUGCGCCGGGCCGGGGGCUGCAGGCCGGGGACCCCCGCCGCCCAGGGCCGGGGUGCAGAGCCGCCGGGGGAGCACGGCAGCGGGGUGCUGUCCUCCGCCAGCCACGGGGGGCCGGGGCGCAGCCCCCCGAGAGAAGCCCGGGACCCCCAGAGGGGAGGCCACGCCGGGACAGAGGAGCCUCGGCUGACGCCCUGCAGCCAGCUGGCCUGGCAGCCCCCCGGCAGCUCUGGGGGUGCCCCCCACCUGCGAGCCAAGAAGUCCGAGUGGGUGUGA